This is a messenger RNA of Crotalus tigris (Tiger rattlesnake), 1950 nucleotides long. RefSeq names its product FAM3 metabolism regulating signaling molecule D (gene FAM3D). Lineage: Eukaryota; Metazoa; Chordata; Lepidosauria; Squamata; Viperidae. The transcript has 9 exons. The record is from RefSeq and is a predicted model, not a curated record. Bases 348 to 1007 code for a protein of 219 amino acids.
ACAACUGAACUAAGCCUCCUGAACAGGAAGAAGAACAGAAGACCCAGCAGAAUGCUGGAUAAUUAUUGGUAGAUCUGGUGUCACAGUCCCAGUGAGUUUCACUCAGCUUUAUUUGGAACAUAUUCAGGUGCAUCAGCAAGCAACUUCUUUGCUGAACAGUAAUUUAUUUGCAGAAUAAAAGUUUUGCCAUAUCUGAACGGUGAACUGAAGGAGAUUUGAGAAAUGCUACAGUUGUCAGCUUUUCAGCCAGUCGGUGUUACUCUGCUUACAGCUUGAAACCGCCACAGAUUGACUGGUGUCCUUUCUGAUAAGCUUCUGUAUAUCUUUUACUGCACUGGAAUAAAAAUAUGCGAGCAACAGGUGUGCUGAGGAUUGUGGUGGUGCUGUUUACCUUAGUUUCAACCUGGCUUUUUGCCAGCACCUAUUUGAAGAACACAAGCAUGAACUCAAUCAAUAUGAAGACAUGGCUGAAAAUGCCAUUAAUACAAAAUAAGUGCAAUAACAGAAGAAGUUGUCCUGAACAUACUUUUUCAUUCAAAAUCAUCAGUGGUGCAGCAAAUGUGGUUGGCCCUUCUAUAUGCUUUGAUGGCAAUGUAUUAAUGAGCAAUGUGAAAAAUAAUGUUGGUCGAGGUUUGAACAUUGCACUUAUUAACGGAACCACAGGACAGCUCAUCAAAAUAGAUAGCUUUGACAUGUAUUCUGGAGAUAUUAAAGUUUUGCUGGAUUUUAUGAAAGGAAUUAAGAAAGGCACCCUUGUGCUCCUUGCCUCUUACGAUGACCCAGCAACAAAGCUAAACGAUGAAGCCCGGAAGUUAUUUUCUGACUUAGGAAGCAAGUAUGUUUCCCAGAUGGCUUUUCGCGACAACUGGAUAUUCCUUGGUGGGAGUGGACUCAAAAGCAAAAGUCCAUUUGAACAGUAUUUGAAAAAUGAUAAGGAGACAAACAAGUAUGAUGGCUGGCCUGAAGUUCUGGAAAUGGAGGGCUGCGUCCCUAAGAGGAUAGACUAGCAUAAAAUGAAAUUUGGUACCAGAUUGAACUGCGGUCUUAUCAAAUGGAUUUUUUCUUUUUUAUUUUGCCUAACAAUCUGGGAUAGUGAAUUUGAAAUGACUCAGACUUCAAUCCCUGGGAUUUUGAACUCAGAGUUCACAUCACCCUGCUGGUCUCAAAUGAGGUUAACAAAAAAGGUCAGUUUUUUCUACGUGUGGGACCCUAGCCUUUUCACUGCUACUCUGACAUAUAAGUAACGAGUUCUGAAGAACUACUGGCGUAUACUUCCAGUUGAACUAAUGCUUUCGGAAGUGCUAUAUAAUCAUUCUAGACUUCACAGAUACAGGAGCAAACCCUUCAAAAAGAGCUUUUGGAGGUGAAGAUAUAUGUAACCUAAGACAGUGAUGGAUAUUGUUUCACUCUUGGGAGCCACAUUUAAUAUUUCAGCUGAAGCAAAGACUGGCAGGAUCAGGAAUUUGGGAGUGGAUGCUGAGGUUGGACAAAGCACAGUUUUUGGAUUUAUCUUUGGUUUGUUUUAUAUGGUUUUAAUUCUAUUUUAAUCUUCCAUUGCAAUUUUGUUGUAUUUUUGUGCUUCAAAAUGGCAUGAAACCUAGUUGCCAAUUUUGAGUACACCAUCCUGGCCACCAAAACAACCAGGAUUAUAACGAAACUAAGAUUUGCUAUCUGUGUAAAUGCAACCAUUAGCUCUGAAACUGACUUGGAUAAACAUGUGCUGAUGAAGACUGUUGCUGAAUUAAAUUGCAAACUACUGGUAUGAUACAAAUGACACAAAUUACAUCAUUCAUAUUCAUUUAUGACAAUUGCCAUGAUGGCAUAAUUAAGAAAAUAAUGAUGUCUUUAUAUGAAUUACAUAGAUACAAAACAUGUCAUUUAUAUAAUUUGUGUAAUGAUAUCAUGAUAUGCGUGUGUGUUUGUGUAUAUAAAUAUAGUAUUUAAAUUUGG